Molecule: messenger RNA, 416 nt
Organism: Nannochloropsis gaditana CCMP526
Exons: 1
Source: RefSeq, a predicted model, not a curated record
UUCGUAUACAUUUUACAAUUUGCUUUGGCUUUCACGGGCUGUGCUCUCAAUCAAGAUCGCUCCUGCUAGCCGCAGGGAGCCUUGCAAAUGGGACAGGUGGCGUUGCACUGGAGGAGCCAGCGGUCGAUGCAUUCCUUGUGAUACAUGUGCAGGCAAGGCAGGCGCCGAGUCACGUCCCCCUCAGCAAAGUCUUCCAUGCAGAUGCUGCAGCCGUGGGUGUCAUUGAUGCUUUCGCGCCGCAUCCGCGCCACGUCUGCGGCCUGGACGGUGAUCUCUGGGAGGGCGCAGACGGUCGCAGCAGUCGCUUUGAUCGGCUCGUGCCCAGGCCCAAACAGGGAAAGCAAGUCGUCGUACGACAUGGAGUCUAUGGCGUCCCCCUCCUCCCUCAUCCGCCGCAUGUACCCCCCCAACAGCCC